Molecule: messenger RNA, 4116 nt
Organism: Neodiprion fabricii
Lineage: Eukaryota; Metazoa; Arthropoda; Insecta; Hymenoptera; Diprionidae
Gene: Eb1
Product: microtubule-associated protein RP/EB family member 1
Exons: 8
Coding region: 327-1163 (278 amino acids)
Biological process (GO): protein localization to microtubule plus-end; regulation of microtubule polymerization or depolymerization; spindle assembly
Cellular component (GO): spindle midzone; microtubule plus-end; cytoplasmic microtubule
Molecular function (GO): microtubule plus-end binding
Source: RefSeq, a predicted model, not a curated record
UCCGCCAUUUGACAGUUGACAAAAAAAUUCCGGUAUCGCAUACCGCGCGCGUUUUCCUGGGUUUCGAGUAAAAAUAAACAAUAUAUGAGAAUAUCAGUUAAUCAGGGGUGAAAUUUACGUCUUUUCAUAUAAAUUCAAGAACCCCUAACAUUAGUUUGUUCACAAUAUUAGUGAUAUACUUGACGAUUGCCGCAAAAGAAACCGUUAGAAAUUUCCGUUUCAUACCUUACGCGUAUUUGAACAUCCGAGUGCACAUUUGUCAUCUACGUGUGAACCACUCCCGUUGUGGGUUUACGAAGAAUUUUCUCAGAUCAAUAGUUGCUAGUAUGGCAGUGAACGUUUAUGCCACAAACGUUACGAGCGAUAACCUCAGUCGUCAUGACAUGCUGGCGUGGGUUAACGACUGCCUUUCGUCGUCGUUCAGCAAGAUAGAAGAAUUGUGCACGGGAGCAGCGUACUGCCAAUUUAUGGACAUGUUAUUUCCUGGCAGUGUACCCUUGAAACGUGUCAAGUUUAGGACUGUGUUGGAGCAUGAAUAUAUACAGAACUUCAAAAUACUUCAGGGUGGAUUCAAGAAAAUGAACGUCGAUAAGAUCGUCCCGAUCGAUAGGCUUGUCAAAGGCAGAUUCCAGGACAACUUUGAGUUUCUGCAGUGGUUCAAGAAAUUCUUUGACGCGAACUACUCGGGCUCUGAACCUUAUGAUGCCCUAGCUAUGAGAGGAAAUGAACAGAUGGGUGGAGGUGGACAUAGUGCACCUCGAGGGUCUGGUUUGAUAAAACGCAAUACACCCCGUGAAGCUCCAUCUAAGCCUGUUGGCAGAGCCGGUGAGGGGCCUCCAUCUCCCCUUCAAGCGCCUACUUCGAAGCCAGUAGGCAAAGCUAUGCCUAAAGUCCAACGUCCAGCACCAAAACUAGCUGCUGUUGGUAAUCGUGGUGAUUCUGGAAAGAUUGAAGAGCUUAGUGCACAGUUGAUGGAGCUGAAACUGACCGUUGACGGUUUAGAGAAGGAAAGGGAUUUCUACUUUGGUAAACUUCGAGAUAUUGAAGUUAUGUGUCAAGAUUGUGACAAUGGUGAACCACCGCAAAUCGUUCAGAAGAUCUUAGAUGUUCUUUAUGCAACUGAGGAUAAUGGGAAUGGCCAGGAGGACGAAGAGACCUAUUAGCAUCUCUUCUUGGUUAUGUUUCAUUUCCAUAGCAGGUCACUUACUUAAGGAUGGUUUUGCCCCGCCUGAAGAACAAGAUGGAGAUGUACUGGUACCCGGAGAUGAGGAGGAAUACUAGCCUUGUUUUUAAGAACAGAAUAUUAUUAAGUGAAAUGCGUUUUUGUUUAUCUAGUUCACGAGCCAGUACCGCUAUCAGUCGCGUCAGUACAUCACCCUGUAUAGCUGUUUAAGCGCUAAGAUGUGUCGAAAUGGCUUGUUAUUAAAUGUUUGUAUGUAUACUGAAUUUGAAUCAAUAUCGUAUGCAUUUUUUCAUCUAGGUCUUAACGUUUAUGUUGAUAUACUGAUGUUCAAUACAAAUUUCACUUAUUCGCCUGAAUAUUGUUAAAAAUAGUUGAAGUAAUGUUUCGAUUCUAGUUAAUUUUUUUUAACCAGAAAUAUAUGCUAAUCACAUCGAUCAUCUUUGCGUUGAGUUAUUUCAUUGUAAAUCAGACUGAGGAUGAUUCAAUUUCGAACAAAAUUGGUCACUUUUCUGAGUUCUGUAUAUAGGUACCUAUAAUACGCAUCUAGGAUUAUAUUUAAAAAAAUGUUGAUAUACGCAAUUCAAAGUAAGCGCAUCAGCUAAAUUAAUCUCUGCCUCUGAGAAAUGUUGUUUAUCUAAAUUUUAAUCAGCCUCGGUAACAACGUCCCGUGAUUCUGUAUCAGAUGAAAAUUUCGAAGUUUGAAAAACUAAAUCCAAGAGGACCUUUGGAUUUUUUGCGAUACAGAAAACUGAGUGCGCUUCUUUUCACUACAAAAUAAAACAAUUGUUCAUCCUAUGUGGAUAUUAUGAUGAUGAAGUAGAUGUUUACUCAAACUUUUGAUUUUUUCUUCUGUGACAUUGAAAUCAAUAAAGUAAAUUUUUUAUUCGACAUGUCCACAUGUAAGUAACACGUCAAAUUUACAGUUGUGGUUCAUGUAGACGUCAAGCUCAUUCUUGUUUGAUGAAAAUUAUAGUUUGCAAAGAAAAUGACUGUAGUUCUUUUGUACACGUUAUGGUUUUUAAACUAUAUUUUUCUCACUACUCGAAAAAGUGGAUCUAUAAAGAACUUUUCUUAUCCGAAUAAAUUAAAAAAUUUUACAACUAGAUUUGCCUUAUCCGUCACCAAUUUCAAGUAUGCAAUUCUUGCGUCUGAGAUUAUGGGACAUAAUUUAUUGGUAUAAAUGGCCGUUUCGAAUAAAUGUUUGUAAUUCUUUUUUUGCUUUUGUGUCACUGAUUGUGACUUCGAGAGAAAUACUCUAGCCAAUAAUAUGGUGACCACAGAAUAACGACUCCACGUUUUUCCAGGUGCUUUUAUUCGAAAUAUGAAAAUGAAGUUUUGUCAAGAGUUAUCUGUCCCGUUUUCAGGAUACAGUGACACGAUCAGUGGAAAUAAAUGUACAGAAAACAAUUGAAAUCAGUAUUUUUCUCACAAGUGAAAAGGUAGUGAGUAAAUAAUAAAAAUCUAGGAAUACCAGUCACUGAUUAAUUUAAUGAACCUUACAUUGAUCACAGUAUAUUCUAGUACUCGACUGCUUUGCUAUUUUACAAGGGAUAUUGUUUUCCAACAUUUACAUUUCACAGUUUGAUUCAUUCAAAAUUUGCCACCAUGAAAGAUAUUGUGUACAUUUAUAUUGAAGCUGAUCAAAUACAUGAGACAUGUAUCUUAUGAGUGAGGAAGUGAAGAAUUGAAUAAUAACUAUAAAAUCAGUUUUUUACAUAAAGUUCAUUGGUUCUUUGAUCGUGGGAUUUUGAAAUAGUAUAAUUAUAUUAAUACUGUCUGAUUAAGGUUAAUUUUCUUUCAUAUUAUGUAUUCAUAAUUAACCUGAACAUGGUGAGGAAAACAUUCGUUUUUGCUACAUUCGUCUUAUGUAUAAUUACAGAUUAUCAAAAUAAAUUCGAAAUUACUAUUCGAAAGUAUUCAAUGAUGUCACGUUAGGUUGUGAACGUUUGUAUCGAUUAUCAUUGAAUAUUCAGGAUAAAUGUUCAUAUUUUUAAUACAAUCAAAAUAAUUACACGUGUGAUGUUUCAAUAUUUUUACCCUUGUGCUAAUCUGAUAAUAAAAUUCGUGCUGUGAUUUUAAGCGAAAAGAAAAAUCGAGCAAAAUUAAGUAGUAUACUUUAGCGAGUUGUAGCUUAUUCUCACCAAUUGAUAUUAUAUUACUAAAAAUGAGUGAAACCAGUAAAAAUGUUGCUAUACAAGUAAUUAUGAAUUUGUUAUUACACUUUAAUUUUACACAUUCUUGCUACUUAUGAAAUAAUGUAUUAUGGUACGAACUUUUGUAUGCGCCUAUAAAUUGACCUUUAUUAUAAUUCGAAAUAACGAUAGAUAUAUCUUGUGGUAAACGUAAAGAGGUGUUUGAAAAUUGAAAUAAUGAAAGUUAAUAUCGCCAAAACAUGAAUUUGAAUGCUCUUAAAUAAAAUAUGUUGAUGCUAAACCUUCAAGAUGUAUAUUGAUAUAAUAACGUGUAGAACCGUAUGACUUUUCAAAAUAUUUGAAAUUGAAUGCCAAACAUUUGAGAUAAUGUGCUUAUUGGCAGACGUUGGUAUUAUCAAUAAUAACCCUGUCCUAUAAUUGAGAGUUGGAAAUAAUACAUUUCUUACAUUGAGUGAAACAGCAUACUUGCAUCUUAUAUGUACAAUUGUACGAUAUUAAACAGUCUGACAUAAGUUUGUUAUUUACAUAUUCAUAGUAAGCAAACUUUUCCAAUUUUGUUGUAAAAAAUUUAUCAUUCAUGUGCCUAUACAGCGUAUCGUUAUAUACCAGCAGUAUAUUUAGACCUGAAAACUGUAAGUCACAUGGUUCAUUUAUUUUCAAAACCACAACGACCAUUUUCUUCCAGUUCAACUUAGUCUAUCCUUAAUUAUGUUACUGCUCAGUUGUAAUUUCUUCAAAUCUAGUGAACAAUAAUAAAACUAAAAAUUCAUUAAUCCAAUA